This is a messenger RNA of Clunio marinus, 999 nucleotides long. The record is from the annotation of a GenBank genome assembly. Lineage: Eukaryota; Metazoa; Arthropoda; Insecta; Diptera; Chironomidae.
AUGAUCAUUGUAAUUCAAGUCCACACACGAAUUACAUAUUUACGUCAUUUGAUCGUGAGCUUAGCUCAAGCCAGAGACAUUUCCAAAGCACUUUUGAUUUUCUCACAUGAUUUUUAUGACGAAGAAAUCAACGAGUUGGUGCAAAGCAUCGAUUUCUGUAAAGUGAUGCAAAUAUUUUACCCAUUCUCAAUUCAAAUGCAUCCAAAUGAAUUUCCUGGAACUGAUCCAAGAGAUUGCAAACGUGACAUGACGAUGAAUAUUGCAUUGAAAACGAAUUGUAAAAAUGCGUUGUAUCCUGACAUUCACGGACAUUAUCGCGAAGCUUCAUUCACUCAGACAAAACACCAUUGGUGGUGGAAAGCAAAUCAAGUAUUUGAUCAUCUCGAAGUCACCAAAAAUCAUUCUGGUUAUGUGCUGUUCUUGGAAGAAGAUCAUUACGUUGCUGAAGACUUUCUCCACGUUUUGAAUUUAAUGCAAAAGGCGUUACCGGAACAAUGUCCAUUCUGUAAUAUUCUUUCCCUUGGUGUUUAUGAUAAAACUAUUAAUAGUAAAACGUACGAUAAGUUUCUUAUCACGGAUUGGAUAAGCAGCAAACAUAACAUGGGAAUGGCUUUCAACCGUAUAACUUGGCAGCAAAUAAAAUCUUGUGCAAAAGAAUUCUGUACUUAUGACGAUUAUAAUUGGGAUUGGUCAUUGCAGUACACCAGUCAAAAAUGUUUGUAUCAAAGAAUGAUUGCAUUGGUAUUAAUGGGCCCAAGAGUUUAUCAUCUUGGAAAAUGCAACGGUGUCCAUCAUAACAAUAUUGAAUGUAAUGAAGAUCAAAUAAUAGGAAACAUCAGAUAUCGUCUUAAAGAAUCUUCAGUUUUCAUGUUUCCUUCAAAUAUUCAAUCGAGGGCUAAUGAAAGUUUAGUAAGUUUAGGUAGAAUUCCAGAUUUAAGAGCAAAUGGAGGCUGGUCUGAUAUAAGAGACAUUAUACAUUGUCUUCAGUUGUGCUUGUGA